AUGGACAAAGCAGUGUGUGGAGACUCGCAUCGUGAAUUUUUGCUCCAAGAACUACCACAGGAACAUACCAGGAAACCCGAGAGAACCCAGAGACCCUUUGAAGGAACUGUGAUAACCACUGCAGGCUCCCUGAGAUGCCGAAAAACUGUGAAUCUGCUUGCUUUCUCAAUGAGAAGGCUUGUGGUUUGGGGCAAGUUUUCAGCCCUGGUCACUAGCUGCCUGGAAAUAGACUCGGUAUUAUUGGGGGGGACAGUGGGAGUGAGGCCAGCCUUUAGGACUGUGGGCUACAUGGGAGUGGGGACUGGAGCUGAUGCACUCUUGAAAGUGCCACCUCCUGGCUGGAGGGCAAUCAACCUUAAAACCAGUGCACUAAACAGAAACACAACCAAGGACCCUCACCAGAGUCCACUUCACUCCGCUGCUAUCUCCACUGGAGCAGGUGCUGCAGCUAGGCCCUGCCACCACUGUGCUUGGCUGAGUUCACAAAUAUAUAAGAUUGUCAUUCAGAAAUACCAUACUGUGAAUGGCCACAACUGUGAAGUUAGAAAAGCCCUGUCAAAGCAAGAGAUGGCUAGUGCUUCAUCCAGCCAAAGAGGUCGAAGUGGUUCUGGAAACUUUGGUGGCGGUCGUGGAGGUGGUUUCGGUGGGAAUGACAACUUCAGUCGUGGAGGAAACUUCAGUGGUCGUGGUGGCUUUGGUGGCAGCCGUGGUGGUGGUGGAUAUGGUGGCAGUGGGGAUGGCUAUAAUGGAUUUGGUAAUGAUGGAAGCAAUUUUGGAGGUGGUGGAAGCUACAAUGAUUUUGGCAAUUACAACAAUCAGUCUUCAAAUUUUGGACCCAUGAAGGGAGGAAAUUUUGGAGGCAGAAGCUCUGGCCCCUAUGGCGGUGGAGGCCAAUACUUUGCAAAACCGCGAAACCAAGGUGGCUAUGGCGGUUCCAGCAGCAGCAGUAGCUAUGGCAGUGGCAGAAGAUUUUAAUUAGGAAACAAAGCUUAGCAGGAGAGGAGAGCCAGAGAAGUGACAGGGAAGCUAC
This is a messenger RNA of Pan troglodytes (chimpanzee), 1030 nucleotides long. Its product is annotated as heterogeneous nuclear ribonucleoprotein A1-like. Gene Ontology annotation, cellular component: catalytic step 2 spliceosome. The transcript is spliced from 3 exons. Bases 1 to 975 code for a protein of 324 amino acids. Gene Ontology annotation, biological process: mRNA splicing, via spliceosome. The record is from RefSeq and is a predicted model, not a curated record. Gene Ontology annotation, molecular function: mRNA 3'-UTR binding. Lineage: Eukaryota; Metazoa; Chordata; Mammalia; Primates; Hominidae.